AGUCCAAUCGCAGUUUGGAGUUGUUGCUGAGGAGGUUUCGUAGUCCGGAGGACAGACAAGCGUGUUCGAUGGAAGACGGCUCUACUUUCAAAAUGUUCCUGCCUUGCCUAAGGAAUUACCCGCUUUACAAAGGACAGCAUGCUGUAUUUAUUGUUCUUCUGUACAUCUUGACAGGUGUGGGGGGCAGUCAGGUGUUGGUUCCCCAGAAGGUGAGUGCUGUAUUGGGGAAGAAUGUGACGUUGGGCUGUAGCGUGGAGGUGGGGGCCAACCUCAGUCUUACCCAGAGUUCCUGGGAGCGCCGGCUCCCCACAGGCUCGGUGACUGUGGCGGUGUACAAUCCCGUGUUUGGCAUCUCGAUCCCCCCAAACUAUGUGCGCCGCCUGUCCUUCCGCUCUCCCUCCUCCCAUGACGCCACCAUCGUACUGGAGGAUGUGGGCUUUGAGGACAUUGGAGUGUACACCUGCAAGGUGGCCACCUUCCCCCUGGGCAACACACAGGCCUCCACCACUGUCAGCGUGCUCGUGGAGCCCAGGGUGUAUGUGUCGGCUGGCUCGGUGGCUCUGAUCGACGAGGGCAAUGAAACAGUGGUGGCAACCUGCAUCGCUGAGCGGGCCCGGCCCCCCGCCGAAGUCUCCUGGGAGACGGACCUGUUUGGCCAAUCAGAGGUGUCGCUGCAGGACGAGGCAAACGGCACGACCAGCACCCAGGUACGCUACCUGUGGCAGCCCACCCGCCACGUCCAGGGUCACGCCCUCACCUGUGUGGUGCGCCAUCCUGCCCUGCACACAGACUUCAGGAUCCCCUACCAGCUCAACGUGCAGUACGCCCCAGACAUCGUGGUGGUAGGUUAUGACGGUGACUGGUAUGUGGGCCGUGAGAACAUCCAACUGACCUGCAAAGCCAACGCAAACCCACCAGCACACCACUUCACAUGGAUCAGACUGGACGGGAAAAUGCCAGAGGGGGUGGAGAUAGUGAACAACACGUUGCUGUUUCUGAGGCCCCUCCAACGGAAUGACUCUGGAGUCUACAGGUGUGAGGUUGCCAAUGACAUCAACCUACGCAGCAGGGACCUGCGGAUACGCGUACAAGAUCCUCCCACCACCUCCAUGCCCUCCACCACCCCUGCGCCUGUCCUAACCGGCUCUGCCUCCUCAUCCACCUCUGUGGAAGAAAAGCGACGGGUCCUCUUCACCUCCCCCACCCUGGCAGCCCUGCCCCCCGACAACCACCUGGGUACCAUCGUGGGCGGGGCUGUGGGCGGAGCCUUGUUCCUCCUGCUGCUGCUGGUAGUGGGCGGGGUAUGUUACCUACGACAACGGCAGACCUUCCGCGGGGACUACUACACUAAGCAGUACCUAGGGCCUUCAGACAUGCAGAAGGCUCCUCCACAGCACAAGCUCCAACCCACUAAGCCUGCCAAUAACGUCUACCUAGACAAGGACCGCGAAGAGUGGGGCGACCGCGAACGCAACCACGUGCGGGACCGUGAACGCCUCCACAUGCAUCCAACAUCAACAACCAUCAUAAACAACCACAGAGAACCGGAGUACCAGCCCAACGGCCUAACGAGGGCGAUGAGGAAUGGAGACCACCAUGACCACCUGCGUAGCUACCCCAGCCCCCACCAAACAGGCCAUGCUAGAUACGCUGCCCCGUCACACCCACUGAGCACUGGCUCCCCCUACCUGUCGGAUGACUGCUAUGACAGCGGGGCUGAGGGGGACUAUGUCUCCCAUAUGGAUGGCUCAGUGAUCUCACGCAGGGAGUGGUACGUCUGAUCCCACCACAACCAGGCACGCUACCCUGCCAACAGACUCUGCCCACCAGAGAGAAGAGAGACCACAGCUCAGAAAUCAGAGGAGGAUUUCAUACAUUAUUUAAGAAAAGAGAAUACUCACAUGUUCUGCCUCUCUACAUAUCUCUACAUAUCUCUCUCUCUCUCUACAUACUGUAGUUUUCUCUUUCAACGUGCUUUUUCAUUUCUCAUACAGGAGGUAUUUUCCUCUGAUUUUGAUCCUCAUCAUGGAAGGUGUGUGGAUUGCCUAGCCACUCUAUGUGGCCAUGCCUUCAUUCUGAGCUAGAGGACAAAUCUGUUAACUACUUCAUGUGGGGUUAGGGCUCACAGUUCACUACACAUGCACUACUGGGUAGGCCUUGUGGUAUUGUUUUGAUGGCAAGCCUGCAGCAAUUUUCCUUUUUAUGUUAAUUACUUUGUAAACAAAGGCAGAACUCUUGCUCCUUUUCAGUUCAUGAUUCUUUAAAUGAAAUGAAAUCAUUUUUAGGGAAUCUGAUUUGACUAUUCUUGUUGACAUGAACCCAUGUCUGGUAUCAGCUUUCUGGGGGGGGGAGUAUUGGAGGAAGGAAAGAGGGAAAAGUGGACAGUAUUUACUUGUUAUUCCAGAUUUCAUUUAUUCUUGGUCUGUGGUUUGGUACCCACAGAAAGGGAAAAUAAUGUACAGCUUUCUGGCACAUACAUGUGUUGCAGUUGCUAAGUGGAUAUCACGGAUACUAAUCACAAAACAUUAUUGUCAUUAUGUGCUGUUCCACACGUAUGUGUGAGUGUAUUAUUAGUACCAGUGCCAACCUGGUCAAUAUUGUCACAUAGCAUUAGAUGCUGUCAUUGCAGCAGGAUGUCAUAGGUUAGAACUACUUCUGCAAUGUCUGUAUCAGUGUGGGGGUCCGUCUCAGAUAGCAGGACAGUAAUGAUAACUAACGAGUUACAACAAGUCAACUAAUACUCAGUUGUAUGUCACCUCUUCAUACAGAGAUGUUCAGCCCUUAAUAGAAUAAAAACAUAUUCAACUAGAGGUCCCUUCUCACAGAUGGGGGGGGUGGGUCUGUAUGUUCAGGAGCUACAUGCUUUCUGUCAGCACCCUCUUCCUCUCCAUUUGUAUCUGCUUUUCUACAUAUAAUCUGAAAUGCCCAUAAAAAAUAGAGUACGAUGUAUAGACUGUCUAUGUUAAAGGCUGUUUAGAAUACAGUGAAUGGGCAUAAUACUUCUACUUCUGUUGUUAUUUCAGCUGUGCUACUGUGAAAUAAGUAGAGAAUCGUUGUUCUGUCUAGUGAGAUUUCCUCUGUUACUCACUGCUCUGGGUUCAGUUAUGUGACCGGUGCCUUAUCCCAGAAGAGCAGUAAAGUAAUCAUGUAAAAUGUACAGACAGAAGUGCAAGGCCCGUUUGAUCCUCUGUUGAGUGAGAUGUUUGUUGCCUUUUUUUCCCCUUUUUUUUCUUUCAUUUUUACUAUUUUCUUUACAAUGUUUUGAUUGAGUUGUUCUGUUUUUGUGGCAUAUCCUCUUUUCUCUAUUCUCUGACGAUAGCAUUAUUUUUGCUCGUACAAUGAAUGACAUUUUGCAAAGUUUGAGUUGCAAAACACCUGGACAAAGCUGAAUUAAGCUAAAACAAUGAUAAUGAUCGUAUUGUACAGUUCCUAUAUGGCAGUUUUCUGUCAGAGCAGCGGAGUUAAAGGGAUUGAUUGGUUUCCUUACCCUGUAAGCAGUCUAUGGACAUGGUAUGACAGAAAUCCAUGCUUUGGUUUAGAUUCAGAUCAUCUAGAAGUGACUUUGUUGAGCUUCACAAUCAAUUUGAGAUACUUUUGGAUGAUUUGGACAUGAUGCGUGAAAAAUGAUAUCGUUCCCAUGACUUGAAUGGGAGUUGUCCCACAAAAUGCUAAAACAUUAGCUUGUGGAAACAGUGCCUGAGAAAGCAUGGAUUUUUGUCAUACCUUGUCCAUAGACUGCUUACAGGGUAAGGAAACCAAUGUGUCAUUUGGGUGAACUAUCCCUUUAAGUGUGCAUGGUAUAUAAGAAAAUUAAGUGGGGAUUUUUGGACUUUUGGACCAGAUGGUUUUGUUUAGUUCUUGUACAAAGUCUGCGAAAAUGGAGAGUGGAGCACCCCACCACCUCACCAGAGUCAACCUCCAAACGUAUUUCACAUUCUCCUUGCAAGCACCUUCCCAUUGUGUUCAUGCUUGUUUUGUAUAUAAGAGAAGAGCUACUGUAAGUAAAAAAAUAUAUAAUGCAAGAAAACAUUUAAAAUAAUCACAUGUUGUAUCAUCAAUGACAACAAGCAUUAUUUUGUACAUAUUUUUUUUGAAAUACUUUUGUUUUCAAUAAAGCACCUUUUUUUCUGUGA
This is a messenger RNA of Salvelinus fontinalis (brook trout), 4133 nucleotides long. Its product is annotated as nectin-3-like protein. The record is from RefSeq and is a predicted model, not a curated record. Bases 69 to 1781 code for a protein of 570 amino acids. Gene Ontology annotation, cellular component: apical junction complex; adherens junction. The transcript has 6 exons. NCBI's taxonomy places the organism in Eukaryota, Metazoa, Chordata, Actinopteri, Salmoniformes, Salmonidae. Gene Ontology annotation, biological process: homophilic cell-cell adhesion; heterophilic cell-cell adhesion.